AUGGACUUUUUAAAGGAAGAAAUUGAAAAAAAACGCCGGCAAUUAGAAGGUAAGAAUGAUAUUCCAGCAAAAAAAGCGUUUCGACGAGGAGAUUGGGAGAAGGAGAGAGAAAGGAAAUAUUUGGAAGAUCAACGAGAAACGGAACUGAAGAAGCAAGAGAAGAAACGAAAAUUAGAUGAAGAGAGGGAAUCCUACGAAAAAGAAAGACGUCACCCUGUCUCGAAAAUAUCAAAAGUAGAUGAAAUGUCGAAUUCUUCUUCUCCAAUUGCAACGAGUAAAGCAGCGAGUCCAGGUGUAAGUGAUUCCCAAAAUGCUACAAAAUCAUCGUCUCCUUCUACCAAAAGUGAGCAUCCAGAACUCCCGCUUUCAGAAGUCGUUCGCAAGCUUCGAGAACUGAAGGAGCCCAUAAAAUUAUUCGGCGAAUCUGAAGAAGCACUAUUGAAACGAUUCUUCAUUAUUGAAAAAGAAAAAGAAAUUGAGCAGUUGGAGAAAGAGCUUUUGAGUAGAGGUGUUGAACUCAUUGAUUAUCAGCAAGCUACUCAUGAAAAGCCACGGAUUUCGAAACAAGUUGUUACUUUCCUACGACGUGGAAUAUUCGUGUGGGACAAAAUAUUAACAUCAAAACCCACUUCUGAGCUGAAUAGUCCCGAAGCACAAGGUCAAUUGAAGAUUUUCCGACAAGCUAAACAAGACCUAGAGACCCUUAUACGAUUACUCAUUGACGGCACACUAAAUGACAAUAUAGUAUCCAAAAUUGCUGAAAUAUGUUACCUGUGCCAGCGUAAAGAGUUUGUGAAAGCAAACGACGUCUAUUUGCAACUUACUAUUGGAAAUGCGCCAUGGCCCAUAGGUGUCACUAUGGUAGGUAUUCACGAGCGUAGUGCUCAUCAAAGGCUACAACGGGAUCCAAAUACAAGCAUUUUGAAAGACGAGAAGAAAAGAAAGUGUUUACAAGCCUUAAAACGUUUUAUAACUUUUUCAGAAAGAGAGGAUCCAGAUUGGUUUUCAGAGAAGGAUUUUAACUAA
Messenger RNA from Schizosaccharomyces osmophilus, 1026 nucleotides. RefSeq names its product U5 snRNP-associated protein Prp18 (gene prp18). The coding region runs from base 1 to 1026 and encodes 341 amino acids. The record is from RefSeq and is a predicted model, not a curated record. Gene Ontology annotation, biological process: RNA splicing; generation of catalytic spliceosome for second transesterification step. Gene Ontology annotation, cellular component: U4/U6 x U5 tri-snRNP complex; U5 snRNP; U2-type post-spliceosomal complex. Lineage: Eukaryota; Fungi; Ascomycota; Schizosaccharomycetes; Schizosaccharomycetales; Schizosaccharomycetaceae. The transcript is spliced from 2 exons.